UUUCGGUUUGCGCCCCUUCUCGCGAGAUUUGGGCGGCUGGCAGACGACAGGCAGGAGAGAGGCACAGCGAAUGAUCUCAUCCUUCCAGCGGCAGCUGCAUAGCGCAAGCGAGGCAAAGCCGCAACUUUUUUUUUUUUUCUUUCCUCUAUCGAACUUCCAAGUUGCCUCUCGGACGGGGUUUGAAGGAGAAAGAAAAAAGAAAGCUGAGUCGACGCGCCACGUUUGAAGGUGAAAAAAGACCAGAUUUUUUUUAUUUAUUUUUUUUUUUAAAGCGAGAGCGAGGAGCAGGACGUGGGAGGUCGCGUGUUGCUGUUUUAAUGUCAAGGACUUGGGGGAUCCCAAUUGAAUAAAAGGAAAGGCUUCGUGUUGUGUUGUGUCCCAAAAGAAGACUGAGAGAGAAAAGCACCCCGGUGGCAGAAAGCAGAAAAGACCAGCGGUCGGAGUAAAAACAGGCUAACGGAAGGCUUCGUCACAGCUGAAAGUGCUAUGCAGCUUGAGUGAGGAAGUGGUGGGCUCGCACCCCGCCCCCCACUUUUUUUUUUUUCCUGCUGACAGUCAACCUGCUCAUGAAGUCGGGGCGCAGCAAUCCCUUCCGGAGGCAGCCAUGAUUACCUGUUGAGUGCCUUCAGCCUUCGGCACUCGCGUCAUGACCAGCCUAAAGCGCCUACCGAUGGAGUGCACCGUCGGUGGCUCGGUCCCCGCCACCGAUGAGUUCUAUCCUCGCCACAUGCGCAUGGUCAAUGGCGGCGUCGUGCCGACCCGCACGGACAAUGUCCACGGCAGCGUGAGCACAGGAGUACCAAAGAUGGGCGUAAGGGCACGUGUGGCCGAUUGGCCUCCGAGGAAGGAUGUUUCGCGGGUUUUGUGGCACUCCAACACCGAGUCUGAAAUCAUGAGUGUCCCUCUGAAAAAUCACAUUAAAUUAGGAUCAAUUAUCAGCCCUCAGGACUCAUCAAUGCUCCGGAAUAUCCACAAUACUUUAAAAAAUCGAACACAGGCCCAGGCUAACAACUACUGCACUGACACUCGCUACCUGUCGCCCGGAAACUACAGAAGUCCGCCACGCCGAAAUCCACAACAGAGGCGAAUCCGUCAGCGCAGCAAUAGUGACAUGACCAUCAGUGAGAUGGAAGCUGGUGGGGAUAGCGGAGAGGAUUGGGGUCCACCAAUGGGCGUCAAAUGCUCCCCUCUUCACCGGGAGUACGGCAGCACAUCUUCCAUAGAACAACAUGGAGCUUCUGGUGAGAGCUUCUUUGAAAUGCUUAAAGGCUACCAAGGGCAUGUUGACCAGCGUAGCCCAGCUCCAGAUCAACUUGAGGACAUCCUGAACGUUCGACCCAAGCACGCCACCCUUGACCUUUCCGAGAACGUCACGGAUGGCCAACCUCCAAAAGCUAAGGACAGGGAGAAACCUCCAAAGAGACGUACAAAAUCAGAGACUGGAGGCGAAUCUAUUUUUCGGAAACUUCGUAAUGUGCGAGGCGAGUCUGACUCGCCGAGAGCCGGGUCGGAUGUAGAGGACACUCGAAUGGAGGAGAUGGGGCCAUUGCUAAAGCUGUGGGUCUGCCCGAAAGGUUUCUCCCACUACGACGUCCAGAGCACGCUGUUUGACCUCAACGAAGUCAUUCAGUUGCGGCAGAACGCGGGCAGAAGGAAGAACAAUACCACCACGGGGGCUUCUGCCGCCGCCGUUGCCUCGGCCACCUCCACCCUUUCGUCCACCCACAGCCUUCAAUACAGCUCUCCUAGUGGUAGCCAGGAGGACCUCAACUUCAGAGAAAGCCCUGGCCUGGACUCUGGGGACGAACAGAGCAACGAGAUGCUGCUCAGCUGCCCCUGCUUCCGAAAUGAGAUCGGCACGGACGCCAAUGCGAGGCACAGACUGGGUGCGAAUGGGACAAGCUUUCACGGACAUGUGGCUGGUGUAGCAGGUAGCUCUGGGAACUUGAACGGAGAAGGAAACUUGUAUGAAAGCUCUGUAAGCACACACUGCACCAAUGCUGGAGUGGCUGUUCUGGAGGGACCGAAAGAGGGCCCGAGCACACUCAGCGAAAAGGCCAAACAGUACAUCGUGGAGCACGUGGACCUUGGUGCUUACUACUACCGAAAGUUCUUCUACUUAAGGGAACACUGGAACUACUUUGGGAUGGAUGAGGCUUUAGGUCCAGUCGCAGUGAGCGUGCGCAGAGAGAAGUUGGAGGAGGACAAGGAGCACGGUCAGCAGUACAACUACCGCCUGAUCUUCAGAACCAGCGAGCUCACAACGCUCAGAGGUUCUAUCUUUGAGGAUGCGGUGCUCUCCACCUCCAAGCACGGCACCGCCCGAGGGCUGCCUAUUAAAGACGUCCUGGAGUAUAUUCUUCCAGAGCUGGAUCUGCCCUGCCUCCGACUGGCCCUCAACACACCCAAAGUCACAGAGCAACUGAUGAAACUGGACGAGCAAGGACUAAGUUUCCAAGUAAAGGUGGGGGUUAUGUACUGCCGGGCUGGCCAGAGCUCUGAGGAGGAGAUGUACAACAAUGAGAUGGCGGGCCCCGCCCUGGAGGAAUUUCUGCAACUGCUGGGAGAGAAGGUUCGCCUCAAGGGCUUCACCAAGUACAGAGCCCAGCUGGAUACCAAAACGGACUCCACAGGCACCCAUUCCCUGUACACAUCCUACAAGGACUACGAGCUCAUGUUCCACGUGUCCACUUUGCUACCUUACACACCCAAUAACAAGCAACAGUUACUGAGAAAGCGCCACAUUGGAAACGACAUCGUGACCAUUGUGUUCCAGGAGCCUGGUGCGCACCCCUUCACCCCAAAGGCCAUUCGCUCUCACUUUCAACAUGUUUUCAUUGUUGUGAGGGUGCAUGAUCCCUGCUCAGACAACACUUGCUACAGCGUGGCAGUUAGCCGCUCCCAGGACGUCCCCCCCUUUGGUCCUCCCGUCCCCAAGGGCGUGACCUUCCCAAAGUCCUCCGUCUUCAGGGACUUCCUGCUGGCAAAAGUCAUCAACGCUGAAAACGCAGCCCACAAGUCGGACAAGUUUGGCGCCAUGGCGACUCGCACUCGGCAGGAGUACCUGAGGGACUUGGCGGAACGUCACGUGACCAACACGCCAGUGGAGCCCACCGGGAAGUUCCCCUUCAUUUCCCUGGCACAUAAACGGCGGGAGAAAGUGCGGCCGUACAGCGGGGCGGAGCUCCGGAGUCUAGGCGCCAUCACCUGGCAGGUCCACGCCGAAGACCAGGUGGCGGGCGCCGAGCGGGAAUGCUUGUUGGCCAUUUCAAACGACUUCGUAAUCCUACUGGACCAGGAAGCCAAAGCGGUUGUGUUUAACUGCGCCACGCGUGACGUGAUUGGUUGGUCAACCGGGAGUCCCGCCUCCUUGAAGAUCUUCUACGAGCGUGGUGAAAGCGUGUCACUUCGCUCCAUCAAUAACAACACCGAAGACUUCGGGGAGGUGGUCAAGAGACUAGAGCUGUUGACCAAGGGCAGCCAGACCGCAGAGAUGACGCUGCGUCGAAACGCCCUGGGCCAGCUGGGCUUUCACGUCAACUUCGAGGGCAUCGUGGCCGAGGUGGAGCCCUACGGCUACGCCUGGCAGGCCGGGCUGAGGCAGGGCAGCCGACUGGUGGAGAUCUGCAAGGUCGCCGUGGCGUCGCUGUCGCACGAGCAGAUGAUCGACCUGCUCCGGACGUCCGUCACCGUCAAAGUGGUCAUCAUUCCUCCUCACGAAGACUCGACGCCGCGCAGAGGCUGCUCCGAAAUCUAUCACAUGCCGUUAGUGGACUACAAAAACCACAAGGAGGGAAUGCCCUACGAGUUGAAGUUCCCCUUCCGCCCGAGCACCAACAGCAACACCAAGUGGCCGAGAACAUCCUCCAGCCCUCAGACGCGGGCCGCCGGCUCGGUCGGAGCGCUCAUCAAAGCUCCUCCGCCGGACUUUGGCACCUCCGCCGCCAUGCCGCGCAGUGUGUCCAGCGACGGACGGCCCGGGGUUCCCAAAAGGUAUUCACCCGGGAAUGAAAACUACGCUCUAGCAUGUUCCAUUGUGAUGGGCCGGACGGUUCACAACACAAACGCCCCCCCCAGCGUUCCCUACACUGACAACAUGAGUUCCAACCACUGGAGGCAGAGGUCCAUGCCUGAGGGGUUUAAUAACAACAACUGCCAGUCCCCCGUGUCUUCUGCACGACUGUUGCCAGGUGACAGUGCGAGCGCCAUCAAAAUCAGCUCUGGCACAGGAGCUGCUUGGUCCCGAAAUGGCGAGGGUGAGGCACCAUGUAGACAGGCGGAAAAAACAGCUCAAGAAACUUCCAAGGCGGUCAUUCCUCGAAUCCAGCCACCGGAGCAGAGUGGGCACGUUUCACCAAACAAAGGUGCUAAGGUGGACGCUCCGUAUUCCUCCAGCCAGUCCAGCAGCAACACACUGUCGAGCAAUGCGUCAAGCUCCGCUCACAGCGACGAGAAGUGGUACGAAGUGGGCUCGCGUUCGGGAGUGCGCGGUGAUCUGGAGCUCGGCGGCUACCUCCAGGGCGCGUCCACCGACAGCGGCAUCGACGCUACAUCCUUCACCGCCACGCAGAGCAGCACGGGCUCCUCCAACGCCGCCUUCAGGGCCACGGACGCUGUCGCGUGGCAGGACGAGGCGGCGGGCGGGCAGAGGGGGACCGACUCUUCGCCGCCCUCUCCGGACUCCCUCGGGCCCGCUGGAGGGGGAGCCGCGAACCCGUUGAAGAGCCCGUCGGCCUUUCCUGAUUCCUCUUCCCAUUCCAGCGCACUGAGUUCUGGCCCAUCCGCGAACCAGGAGGAGGCGACAACUGACACGUCACCCGCCUCCCAGAAUUCCCCGGGGCCCAAGACCUUCUACCCGAGGCAGGGGGCCACCUCCAAGUUCUUGAUCGGCUGGAAAAAACCCGGAGGGACCGUCAACUCGAUCGACUUCGGAAGCACUCGGAAACGGCACCAGAGCGACGGUCUGUUGGUCAGUCAGCCGCAGCUCAGAGCCAAUCUCCGAGGCUCGCAGUCGCCCCAGCGACACACCGCCAAGUCCAGCCUGGAAGAGGACUUGAAGAAACUCAUCAUGCUCGACAGCCCUCCUCCCACCACCAGUGAAGAAAAGCCGUUCCCUGCGGUGACGCCGACCCGCCGCUCCCUCCAGAGGACGCUGUCGGAUGAGAGCAUCUACAGCGGGCAGAGGGGGUCCAUCUCCAGCGACAAACGCGACACCCCCACCGACCUCCUGUUCAGCUGCUCAACCGUGCCACGCUCGCCCACCGCUCGCAACGCGGCCAGCCGCCGAACUUCGCACAAAUCCCUGGGGAACCUUUCUACUCCCGAAAGCACCGAGUUGGAGCAAGAGAGGGCCAAGCAGCAAGUGCAGGACCCUGCCCUAAUGCCCCUCCCUGACAGCAGGACAGACGGCCCACUGGACUGGGCCCACUUGGUAGAUGCCGCCAAGGCAUUUGAGGAGCAGAGGCUGGUCUACCUGGCCGCCCAGGAGGAGAACUCCGUGGCUGAGAGCCCAGCAGGUGUCAGCCCCCAGCAGGCUGAGCCUCAGGCGGCGCCACUCAGGCAGCCCUCGCCCGGCGAGACACCUGCCUGUUUAAUGGGGAAAGUCAACCAACUGGAGUCGAUGGUGAAGGCGCUGCAGGAAGACCUGAAAAGGGAGAAAGAUGCCAAGGCAUCCUUGCAAAUUCAGGUCCAGGGCUUGCGCGAAGACAACCAGCGCCUCCUGGAGGAGUCGUAUAGCGCUUCGGCAAAGCUCAAGAAGUUCACCGAGUGGGUCUUCAACACCAUCGACAUGAAUUGACGGCGACCAAGCAGCCACAAAGGAACAGAACCACUAAAACUCUUGCUUUACGCACGUCAUUUUCUCCCUUCAAGGGGGACCCACUCAUGCUCUUAAAAAGCGACGGACGCGUUCUUUGUGUUCAUGUCAAACGGGAUCUUCCACGUUGGGAAUCGGUCGGCGGAACGACCAUCCACGCAUGCCCUCGUUUCCUACAGAAUUGACUGAUGGUGCUGGCUCGUCCAUGUCCCCUGCAUGUCAGAGAAGAGAACCAAUUCAAACGACUGACCCAAUUAAAAAAUGGCUCAUAUUCCUCUGAGAAGCUUCAACUCUGUCUAAUUGGCAUUUUGUAGAGGACAAAACGCUAACACUGAAUAUUUUAUUGGACUGCCAAAAAGAGAAUAUGUGUAUAUAUAUAUGAUAAAUUGUAGUAUCCUCUUGUUGUAGCAUUGUGAGUAAACAAUCGGACGGCCUUUGCAUAGCACAUACUGUAAACACUGUAAAGUCAGGCGUCUCUCAUGUGUCAAAGAUUGUACAAGCUGCAAGUGUACAGUGUACAACUACAACUGCAGGCGAAAACUGUUUAUCUUUUGUAUACCAAAAAAAUGGCCCAGACUGUGGUUGUCGGUAAAAUGGUUUUGACUGCUCAUUUAUUCCACCGUCUUGUAAAUAUAGGAUUUAUUUUCUCACCCCCUCACCCAUGCCCUCCUCGAUCAGAUAUUUAAAGAGUAUUUAUGAAUAUGACGAUGUCACAGAAGAGAAAAGCAGCCGUGCGCAGGUAUGCCACUCAGAUGCUUGGAAAGUAUUGGAUUUCAUCAGAAGAAAAAUGUGUACAUAUAUAAAUGUAUAUAUCUAUAUACAUAUAUAUAUUAUGUGUGAGAAUUCACUAGAAAUUUGUGCUGAUUUAAAUUGGCCUGAAGCACACGUGAACUUUUAAAACGGUAUAUGAAAAUUAUAUUUACAGGUGGAUCUCAAUAAAUUAGAAUACUGUAGAAAAAUGUUGAAAUGAAAUAUCUCUACUUCAUUUCGAAAGGUGGAACUUGUUAACACCAUGAGAAAAUGAAAUAUUAAAAUAUAUAUAUAAUAUAAAAAUAAAAUAUUAUAUAUAAAAUAAAUUAUAUAUAUAUAUAUAUAUAUAUAUAUAUAUAUAUGCCUAAUGACAUUACAAGAUUCACUAUCAGAUUUUAAUAUUACACAAGAAAAGUUUGUUUUUUAAGAAUUUAGGUUGAAAAUGGCCAUCUGUUGUUUUAUGUUAGACGUUUCUAUUGAGUAUUAUAUGAAGUAAUACAAGUUUCACUUUUUCAAUUAAACUAGUGAAAUAAAUAUUAAUAAUGAAUACCUUUCCUAUGAUCCUAAUUUAUUGAGAUUCGCUGUGUAUAUCACUUAACUUUAAAAUAGUAUCACUAAAGUAAAUAUUUUUUUUAAAUCUAUAUUUACUUUUUUCUUAGUUUUUUUUAAAUCAACUCUAUUACAAUAGAUGAAAUAUAUUUAUACAAUACGUCAAAGAUUAUGCUUCAAAAUGUUUUGCUGAUAUUUCUUAAAUUUCCCCAUUUACAAUUUCACUCAAGCUUGCCAAGUUUCAAUGUCAGUUGAAUUCCCCUCUCGAUAUUAAUAAUUAAUAAGAUGAAUGCAUUAUUUCAAGUAAACACAUAAAUGCAAGAAUUUUUCUGCAGCAGGAGACGUCCUUGUAGCAGGAGCAGUCCUGUACACGGAACCAACCACAGCAUGCCAAAAGCCACCCCAACGUGAUCCUCCCAUUUUUAAUAUAUUUAUGGUCAAAUAUUGUGAGAUUGCAGCCAUUGGUGCUUUUCCGUGUGAUUCUCACCGUAACCCCCAAAAUAUUACUAUUAUGAUAUUGAAACGUUUUCCCUCUUCACGUGGCUCCUGUAAGAGCGCGCAGCCAAUUAGAAACAUUGAUCUAUUUUGUGAUUUUUGUCAACAAUUUUGACUGCAAAUGAGAGCAUAAAAAGCAUAAGAGGUAAACGGAACAAGUCUGAGGCCCCUUUGUGAACUUUCACCCUGAACGCGUGUGACGCCAUGUGACUCUCUUCCCAUUCAUCUGUGAUGUGUAUAAAAUGUUUAUAUCAAUUAAAAAUAUUUUGUUCAAUGAUGAUCC
Syngnathoides biaculeatus (alligator pipefish) is the source of this 7892-nucleotide messenger RNA. RefSeq names its product signal-induced proliferation-associated 1-like protein 1. Gene Ontology annotation, cellular component: cytoplasm. Bases 647 to 5797 code for a protein of 1716 amino acids. The record is from RefSeq and is a predicted model, not a curated record. The transcript is spliced from 21 exons. Gene Ontology annotation, biological process: activation of GTPase activity; regulation of small GTPase mediated signal transduction. NCBI's taxonomy places the organism in Eukaryota, Metazoa, Chordata, Actinopteri, Syngnathiformes, Syngnathidae. Gene Ontology annotation, molecular function: GTPase activator activity; protein binding.